AUGGGCGAAUGCUCUGGCAGUGGACCAUUUGGGUACCCGGUUCCAAAAAAAAUUGAAGAAAUUGAGAUAGUGGUUCCUGAUAUGACAAACGGCAAAGAUGGGGAUUCUAACAAUAAAAAGUUUUAUAAAUAUGUGGUUUAUAAUCACACGUCUUGUCAAUGUGGCACCUUUAAAUACAGGAAUAGUAAACUGUAUAAAACCGUAGCUAAUAAAGAAGGUUAGUGCAAUGAACAUGUUUUUGUGAUUAACGUUUUUUCGUUCUUUAGAAAAUUUCUAAUAUAGUUUUAUUGUUAUAUUCAACCUAUCAUGAAUAUAGGCUGAUGUUCCUAAAACAUGUUCAUAUAUAUAUAGGAGUUAAAACUGCGAUACUGAAUAUCUAGGUGGGGGUAUUGUUACUUGGUGCGCUUGAAAACUCAUGUAAAGCGCGUUUUCCACCUGGUGAAUAACGUGAAUUUGUUCGCGCGAACCGGCGAAUUUGUCGGCAUCGCCCUUGCUGACCUGAUGAGCAAUGCUGAUAAAGCAACUGCGCGUGAACAAAUUCACCCGGUGGAAAACGGGCCGUGCUUGGUUCUCUCCCUUACAUGGAGGGAUUUUCUCCAGGAUCUCUACCCCGGGUUUUUGUCUCUCACAAAAAGCAACUAUUCCACCUUAGCUGCAUGCACUCCAUGGUGACAAACUAAGCGCAUCAGUGAGCCUUGGACUCAGUGAUGUUUUACGGCGCAAUACAGUCUAAUGUCUUUGUUAGGGCAUUGUUAAUUACUUGGUGCGCUUGAAAACUCGUAGUGUAAAGCGCGUUUUCCUGGCGCCUUUGUUCGCACGAAGCGUCUUUGUCUGCAUCACUCUUUCUGACGUGAUGAGCAAUGCUGACAAAGCAGCUGCGCGUGAACAAAUUCGCCCGGCGGAAAACGGGCUGUGCUUGGUUCUCAGUUCUCUCCUGUACAUGGAGAGAGAAAUUCUCCGGGAUCUCUGCCCUGGGUUUUCCUCUCCUACCAAAAAGCAACCAUUCCGCCUUAGCUGCACUUCAUGGCGAGAACCCGAGCCGCAUUAGUCAGCCUUCGAUUCAAUGACGUUUUACGUAAUCUUAGCUGCAAGGAAAGGUGGUUAUUACACCGUAACUUUAAUCCCUAUGAAUUUUUCUUGCAGUGUCAGAAGCUUAUUUCAAUGCGAACUAUACGAACAAUCCAGUCAAUCUGAUACGUGCGUGUAACGUUUGCAAUAGUGCUCAACCAAGGUAUAAACUCCAUCCAAACCGUGCCAGCGCUACCUCACCAUUUAAAUAUUUGCCGUACCAACAGUGCUUGCCUGGCUGCGUAGUGGUACAAGAUAAACCGUCUGAUAAGGAAACUGCGUUGUUGUCUGGUAAAAAUCCUAUUGUCCCGCUUACAACUGAUAUUUUAUGCAAGGCUUAUGACGGAGCUAAAACACAACAACAAGGUGAAAAUCAUUCACGGAAGUCCGAAAGCUCAUCCUUAGAAGCUUCAGUUGGAAACUCGAGCGAUCAAGGUAAGGAAUGAAGGGUCUGAUUUCUACUAGACACGAAUGAUACAUCUGGAUGAUUUUCGGAAAAGAAAAAACAGUUCGUCUGAUAAUUUAACUCCCGCCAAACACACCGAUUACCUGUCAAGACAAUCUUCACAGUUAUCGACCCAUACCAUCUUGCCUGUAUAAUCCAACUUGAUGAAUGAUUCUCUUGUUUGCUGUGUUUGUACACAGAUAAAUUAUCAGGCGAACUACAUUUCAGUCUUUUCCCAAGUUCGUUCAGACUGAUCAUCUUUAAUAAACUGAACUUCCAGGACAAUUUAUAAAUCUGAUCACUAGAAAUACGUUUUUCGGUUCUGUGGGCGGGUUCGAGGAAGCUUAAGAGAAGCGGGUCAUAUUGGGUAUUAGGGGGGGGGGGGGGGCAUAUUGGAGUGGGGUUAUUAGAGAGGGAAAUUUACUGUAUAGAGAGGGAACUUAGUAGCGAAGGGGAUUAUAAGAGAAGAGGCUCAUUGGGGAAGGGGCUUAUUAGAGAGGGAGCUUAUUAGCGAGAAGGGAUUGAUGGAGAGUGUGAGGAAUUACACAAUAGAGAAUUCGUGAAUUAACAGGAAUUCUUAUGUUUCUGUUUAGAGGCAAAUUAUGAGAUUCUAGUUUACAUUGCUUCAGGCAAAGUUAUCCUCGCCGCCUUUCUACUGUCGUUGGUAUUAUUUACUAUAUUAAUUAUGGACUUUACUCUUUGCCGUCGAAAGAAAGGAUUUCUCUACGCUUUGCUUGGCUGUAAAAGUGAUGACGCGGAUCAUUUUUGUGAACGUUGCAGCGAAAGAAAUAGAAAUGAGAUUACAGUGUAA
Molecule: messenger RNA, 2324 nt
Organism: Paramuricea clavata
Lineage: Eukaryota; Metazoa; Cnidaria; Anthozoa; Malacalcyonacea; Plexauridae
Source: the annotation of a GenBank genome assembly